Parastagonospora nodorum SN15 is the source of this 246-nucleotide messenger RNA. RefSeq lists its product as hypothetical. The record is from RefSeq and is a predicted model, not a curated record. The coding region runs from base 1 to 246 and encodes 81 amino acids. The transcript has 2 exons. Lineage: Eukaryota; Fungi; Ascomycota; Dothideomycetes; Pleosporales; Phaeosphaeriaceae.
AUGGCAACAAUGCCGAAUGGCAGUCGCAUCGCAUCGCACCUUGUUCGAGGACAGCAAACAAGAACAACAACCUGGAUCCUGGACGACACGCUGCUUGUUGGGCUGACGUGGACAAGGCGUUUCGGCGCCGAAUGGAAGCUGCUUGGGGGCAAACACAACAGCAGACGUGCUCUCGCAACGCAGGGCGGUGGGAGGUCUGAGAUGUCACAUUUCUGCCGGAUAUCUGCCGGUCGCCAUGGAAAGUAA